CGGGCUGUGUGCUCGUACUGACCUUCAGCCAGUCUGCUCCAGCGCCAUGGCGCCUUCCAGGAAGUUCUUCGUUGGGGGCAACUGGAAGAUGAAUGGAAGGAAGAAGUGCCUGGGAGAACUCAUUUGCACCCUAAAUGCGGCUAAGGUGCCGGCAGACACCGAGGUGGUUUGUGCACCCCCCACCGCCUACAUCGACUUCGCCAGGCAGAAGCUAGAUCCCAAGAUUGCUGUGGCUGCGCAGAACUGCUACAAAGUGACCAAUGGGGCCUUCACUGGGGAGAUCAGCCCUGGCAUGAUCAAAGACUUAGGAGCCGCAUGGGUAGUGCUGGGGCACUCGGAGAGAAGGCACGUCUUUGGGGAGUCCGAUGAGCUGAUUGGGCAGAAAGUAGCCCAUGCCCUAUCCGAGGGGCUCGGAGUGAUUGCCUGCAUUGGGGAGAAGUUAGAUGAAAGGGAAGCCGGCAUCACCGAGAAGGUUGUUUUCGAGCAAACCAAGGUCAUCGCAGAUAAUGUGAAGGACUGGAGCAAACUGGUCCUGGCCUAUGAACCUGUAUGGGCCAUUGGUACUGGCAAGACUGCAACCCCUCAACAGGCCCAGGAAGUGCAUGAGAAGCUUCGGGGUUGGCUGAAAUGCAAUGUCUCUGAUGCGGUGGCUCAGAGCACCCGAAUCAUUUAUGGAGGUUCAGUGACUGGAGCAACAUGCAAAGAGCUGGCAAGCCAGCCUGAUGUGGACGGCUUCCUCGUGGGCGGGGCUUCCCUCAAGCCUGAAUUUGUGGACAUCAUCAAUGCCAAACAAUAAGCACCAUCCAUGUCCCCUGCCCUCUGCCAGGCCAGGACUAGGUUGCCCAGAAGCUUAGGAACAGCUCCUACCAGUCACAUGCUCCUGAUGUCAUCUGCCCCAUCUUGUGUCCUAAUCCACGCUGGUACCUUCCUGAACCUUUUCCACCUCCCUGUAAUGGUUGGGACCAGGCCAAUCCCUUUACCACCUAAGAAUGAAAUACAUCACCUGUUUCACCAAGGCUCGGGGAGGAGGGCGGAACGAGUGGAACUGAUUCUGUCCCUUCAGGUGAGGCAGGAAAGUGAAAUCACCUUUCCUUCCCUUCUCAGUGUAUACUGAAGUCGAGAUCCUCUGGCCCUAAGAGGCCGGGCAUGUUCCCCUCUCCCACAGUGCCCAAGCCCUAGUAUCAUGUUUGUGAACCAUCUUACAUGUAAGGGAAAUAAACACCUGGCCCUAA
Molecule: messenger RNA, 1232 nt
Organism: Microtus oregoni (creeping vole)
Lineage: Eukaryota; Metazoa; Chordata; Mammalia; Rodentia; Cricetidae
Gene: Tpi1
Product: triosephosphate isomerase 1
Exons: 7
Coding region: 47-796 (249 amino acids)
Biological process (GO): glyceraldehyde-3-phosphate biosynthetic process; glycerol catabolic process; gluconeogenesis
Cellular component (GO): cytosol
Molecular function (GO): triose-phosphate isomerase activity
Source: RefSeq, a predicted model, not a curated record